Molecule: messenger RNA, 2952 nt
Organism: Pyricularia grisea
Lineage: Eukaryota; Fungi; Ascomycota; Sordariomycetes; Magnaporthales; Pyriculariaceae
Exons: 1
Coding region: 1-2952 (983 amino acids)
Biological process (GO): secondary metabolic process; biosynthetic process
Molecular function (GO): phosphopantetheine binding; CoA-ligase activity
Source: RefSeq, a predicted model, not a curated record
AUGGAUAGCUCAAUACCAGGCACAAAGCCGAAAUCACCAUCGACAAGGCAGCCAACCUUGGUGCAUUUGUUGCAAGAUGCAGCGAACCAAGAUGCACAGCGGCACCUGAUCUUCUACCCGCAAGGAGACACAAAGAACCCUCUAACAAUAUCGUACAGACAGCUUUAUGUGCAAGCCAGGCAGAACGCAGCUGUCAUCAUGUCCCUGGACAAGUUCCGAAAGAACCAUCCCAUCCUCGUCCAUCUCGACAAGCAAUGGGACACCAUCCUGUGGUGCUGGUCCGUCAUGCUAGCCGGAGGCUUGCCCGUCAUCUCGACGCCAUUCAGCCGUGUAGAAGAACACCGACAGAAGCACAUCCAGGGGCUCUCUACACUGCUGCAGUCACCCAUAUGUAUCACCAACACCGAAUCUAUCCUGUUAUUCGAUGGAGAACUCGACAUGCAUCUCCACACGGUCGAGAGUCUCACGCAGAUGAAGAAGCAGAGACAGCGAGAUGAUGUUGACGCCAGUCGCGGUAAGCGACUCGGCUUGGCCUGGGACACGAGAUCCCAUGAAGAGACGGCUCUCCUGAUGUUAACAUCGGGCAGCACGGGGAACGCCAAAGCCGUAGAGCUCAGUCACGCACAGAUACUGGCCGCGGUGGCGGGCAAAGCCUCGGUCCGCCAGCUGCCAAAGGGGCGACCUAUGCUGAAUUGGAUCGGCAUGGAUCACGUCGCAAGCCUGGUUGAAAUUCACGUCCAGGCUCUCUGGCUUGGCAUAGACCAGAUACAUGUACACCCAUCGGAUGUGAUUUCUUCGCCCGGACUGUUCCUCGACCUGCUGAGCAAGCAUCGGGUAUGCAGAUCGUUCGCACCCAACUUCUUCCUCAUCAAGCUGAUUGCCGAGCUGGAAUCGUCCCUUUCCCACCGAGAUGCGAUCACUAGGCCCAAAUGGGACUUGUCGUCCCUCACCAUAUUGGCUUCGGGAGGCGAGGCAAACGAUGUGCAGGUCUGCAAGGCCGUUUCCAGACUCCUGGCAACGUACGGGGCCUACCCUAACGUAGUCACGACCGGCUUCGGCAUGACAGAGACGUGCGCUGGCUCCAUCUACAACCUAGACUGUCCGGGAUAUGACAUGGCCCAGGGCCGUUCAAUCGCCUCUCUGGGUAAGUGCAUCGACGGCAUCGAGAUGCGCGUCACCAUCGGCGAGGACAGAGCUGCGUGCAGGGUGGCAGUUGCGGACGAGCCUGGGUACCUUGAAUUACGCGGACCUGUCGUAUUCAAGCGCUAUUACCGCAGCACUCGGGCCACGGCAGAGGCCAUCUCUACGGAUGGGUGGUUCCGCACUGGAGACCAGGCCUGCAUCGGGGAGGACGGGAACCUAGCCAUGAUCGGUCGGUUCAAGGAGGUUUUCAAUAUUAACGGUGUCAAGCACGAGGUCGCCGAUGUGCAGGAGGCCCUAGACAGGAGCCUGGCGGGGCGAGUCUCGCGGCUUGUCUGCUUCCCUUCCAAGACAGCCGGCACGGAGCAGGUGACGGUAGCAUAUAUACCACCGAGUCCUCCGCCAGCCGAUAGUGCCCUGGCCCUGCUGGAGACAGAUGAACUAGCUAUGCAGGCAUGUAUGCUAAGCACAGGAAGCAGGCCGCUUGUAUUUUUACUCCGCGAUGCGUCCCUGCCAUCACUGCCCGUCUCAACAUUGGGCAAAAUCUCGCGUGCUAAGAUGAGGAAGCUAUUCGAAGAUGGCAUCUUUGACCAGGACGUAGCCGCAUAUGAUAGAGCUAUACGCGAGGCCAGGCAAGCUAUUAGCCUGGAGGAGAAUAUUCAGUGCCGCACGGGAGCCGAGGCCAGCCUGAUGCGAGACGUGGCCGAGACUCUGGGGGUCAGCGAGACGGCAAUGGGGCUUGACUCUCCCUUUUACAGCCUAGGAAUUACGUCGAUGGACUUGAUCAGGCUCAAGAACCGGAUCGACAAAAGACUUGGCACGACCCUGCCAAUUGUUUUGCUGAUGAAGCACCCGACGGUGCGAGAACUCGCGGUCUCACUUGAGGCGCACGUUAGGGCUUGCGGCGGCGGCGGCGCCACCAAUAACGACAAGAACGUAUUGCAGGACGUGGCAGUGCCGUACGACCCUGUUGUGGCGUUCCAAACGGUGGGCGAUAAAACUCCGCUAUGGCUAAUCCAUCCGGGGGUGGGCGAGGUGCUUGUGUUCGUUGGGCUGGUGCAGGAAAUAGCCAAGUCGGACCAUAUGCGGCCUGUAUACGCGCUCCGGGCGCGCGGAUUUGACCAUGGCCAGCAGCCGUUUGUGUCUAUAACUGAGGCGCGGGAUACUUACCUAGCGGCAAUCAGGCAGCGUCAACCACGCGGGCCCUACGCGCUCGCUGGGUACAGUUAUGGGACCAUGUUGGCGUUCGAGGUAACCAAAGCACUCGAGGCUGCAGGAGAGACGGUCGCCUUCCUUGGUAGCUUCAACCUGCCACCGCAUAUCAGGCAGCGAAUGCAGCAGCUGAGUCGGAAUGCCUGUCUCCUGCAUCUGGCCCAGUUCCUUGCACUCGUCACCGAGGAUUUCGCCGACGAGAAAGAGGGGGAUCAGGCUUAUCUCGCACUCCCGCCCGCAGAUGCCCUGCGAUAUAUCCUGGACACCUCGGACAAGGCUCGACUUCAGGACCUGGCCCUAUCCGAGCGGGACCUAGACCGCUGGGUCGACGUCGCUUUUGGGCUGCAGAGCAUGGCCACGGACUACGAGCCAGAAGGUAUUGUGGCCGUUAUCGACGUCUUCCAUGCAAUUCCCUUGCGACGGGCAGCCCGGAACCGAGACGAAUGGAUCCACCUGCAAUUGGCAAAGUGGAAAGAUUUUUGUGCCUCCGUCCCUCGCUUCCAUGCAGUUGGGGGUGCUCACUACACAAUGCUCGGCCCAGAUCACGUCCAGGGCUUUGCCGUGGAAUUGAUAGGUGCUCUGCGGAAGAGGGACAUAUGA